This is a messenger RNA of Micropterus salmoides (largemouth bass), 1522 nucleotides long. RefSeq names its product transcriptional repressor scratch 2-like. The coding region runs from base 270 to 1238 and encodes 322 amino acids. The record is from RefSeq and is a predicted model, not a curated record. The transcript has 2 exons. Gene Ontology annotation, molecular function: RNA polymerase II cis-regulatory region sequence-specific DNA binding; DNA-binding transcription factor activity, RNA polymerase II-specific. Gene Ontology annotation, biological process: regulation of DNA-templated transcription. Lineage: Eukaryota; Metazoa; Chordata; Actinopteri; Centrarchiformes; Centrarchidae.
UUCUCCCUGUCCUCUGCUUGCUCUCUCUCUCUCUCUCUCUGCUGCUUACAUUACAUUUUUGUCUUUCCCAUUCCCUCUGGCUUUAAACCAUUUCCAGGACAGAUUUGUUGUAAACCUCUUUUUCAAUCCUCCGUUGUCUGGCCUAUUGAAGAAGGCCGCCUGGAAGCUCAGUACAUUUCUGCUCUUUUCUUUUUUUUUUUUUUUAUCAUCAGUUUGUUCACAUUUUUCUAUGAGGCCCUAGCAUCAGUUUUUCAUCAGGGGAAAAAAAAAUGCCACGCUCUUUUUUGGUGAAGCAGCCGAAGGUUCACGAUUGCUCCUCUUCCAACUACUACCAUCAGCACCAGCAGCACUGGGACGACUCUUACACUGUGACACAUGCCAUCACAGAGUCGGCCACCAACUUGGCGGUGCGUUUGAGUGAAAAUGGCUACAUCCACGAUUACACCAUCCCCUCAGUUUUGCAGAGCACAAAGCAGCCAGGUCAUGAGCAGACCGGGCUCUCCUCAGGACCCCUGUACUCCCCAGAUGGCAGCGGCGGGGAAGAGUACUCCGACCAUGACAUGGAGCAUCCGGACAGCCCCGUCUCCAGUGACACAGUCGAGUCAGACAGUAGUGUCCCUGAGUUGGAGGCGUGCACCCUUGACGCCUUCCUCAUCUCUGACGGCCGCUCCCGCCGGAGACCCAACCAGAGGUGUCCCCGCAAGGGAGGCAGUCAGUCGGACAGCAGCGAGGGUGUUGAAUCAGCAGACUGCAGCCCUGCUAAAGGGAAAUCUAAAGGUCGCUACGUGUGCAGCGAGUGCGGAAAGUCUUACGCCACAUCCUCCAAUCUGAGCAGACACAAGCAGACUCACCGUAGCCUGGACAGCCAACAGGCCAGGAAGUGUCCCACAUGCCACAAGGUGUACGUGUCCAUGCCAGCGCUGGCAAUGCACAUGCUGACCCAUGACCUGAAGCAUGACUGCACGGUGUGCGGCAAAGCUUUCAGUCGACCCUGGCUCCUGCAGGGCCACAUGAGGUCCCAUACAGGGGAGAAACCAUUCGCCUGCGCACACUGCGGCAAAGCUUUUGCCGACCGCUCCAACCUGCGCGCCCACAUGCAGACACACUCUGCCUUCAAGCACUACUCCUGCAAACGCUGCCACAAAAGCUUCGCACUCAAGUCCUACCUGAACAAGCACUACGAGUCGGCCUGCUUCAAAGGCUACCAAGCAGAAGACGACUGCAGCUCUGAGGACUGAGUGGGAAAUAUUCAUCUCUUUCAUUUCUAUUUAUACACUUUUUAAUAGUUCAAAGUCAGAGAAGAGCUUGUCACUUCACUUCUCAGGCUCGUCACAUGCAUGCAUCAUACUCCUGCCUUUUGAUAUAAGCAAUAACCCAAUUUGAAAUUGUUCAGGAAUUAUGUAUGAAAUUCAUAAAAAUCUCAGUGUUGAUCAGAGACAUAAAAUAUUUUAUAUUGUUUUUUAUAAAUUGAAUUGCAAUAAUUUACAUGCAAGUAAUAUUUUAAAUGCCAACUAGCUCUUAC